Messenger RNA from Lytechinus pictus (painted urchin), 944 nucleotides. Its product is annotated as prokineticin receptor 2-like. NCBI's taxonomy places the organism in Eukaryota, Metazoa, Echinodermata, Echinoidea, Temnopleuroida, Toxopneustidae. The record is from RefSeq and is a predicted model, not a curated record. The transcript is spliced from 2 exons. The coding region runs from base 1 to 897 and encodes 298 amino acids. Gene Ontology annotation, biological process: neuropeptide signaling pathway. Gene Ontology annotation, molecular function: neuropeptide receptor activity. Gene Ontology annotation, cellular component: plasma membrane.
AUGGCCAGCAAAUGGAAGAAGGAAAAGAGUCCGUCCCGAGCACACCUGGCGACAGACUUUCCUCAAGGACUUGGAGGCCCAUAUAUCAUCAUAAUGCAUCCUCUAAAGCCGAGAAUGACGACCUACACGGCAUGUUUUGUCCUUUGUUUUAUCUGGAUCCUGUCUCUUACAAUCGUCAUUCCCACAGCCCUUUAUUCUGGAACCCACAAUUACUAUUUCAACAUCGGCGGCGAAAACAUCCACAUCACGCAGUGCAGCGAGCGCUGGCCAAACAGCAAGGCGAUGAAAGCUUACACCCUUGUCCUAGUCUUUGGUGAGUUCCUUCUGCCACUUACAAUCAUGUCAGUAACGUACUUCUUGAUCGCUCGCAAGCUCUGGUUUCGUCAUGUCCCCGGUGGACAUGCCACUGAGCAACAAGAAAUGGCUGCUGAAUCAUCCAAACGGCGUACCAUCCGCCUUCUGAUAAUCGUGGUGGCGCUUUUCGCGUUUUGCUGGGCACCUUAUCACAUGUUCGCCAUCCUACGUGAUAUCGUCUUCCCCAGCUACCAGGAUUCACACAUGAGCCUGUUCCUCACCGUCUUCUACUUGGUAGAGGCCUUGGCCAUGAGUAACAGUAUGUUCAACACCCUUAUCUAUGUGGUAUUCAACGCUAACGUCCGCAAGUACGUUCUGCAGAUCCCCGAUUCGUGUCGACGCCUCAAACCAAGCGACAAAGCCACGGUACGUUAUUGGCACCCGCUGGCGACACGUACAAGUUCCCACUGCAUGCGAAGUUCGGUGAGGUCGAGUCAACUCCGCACCAACACUACUAGCAUCUCCACUCGGCUCACCAUUAACCUGAACCGACCUUGUUCAUCAGGUCCUCAGAAUGCUGCAGUGCAUGAUCUUAAAUGCUGAUGAUGUUCCGACCGACGUCAGCAUGUUCGUCAGGUCAUCAGAGUGAU